Messenger RNA from Ruditapes philippinarum (Manila clam), 9811 nucleotides. Its product is annotated as interferon-induced very large GTPase 1-like. The record is from RefSeq and is a predicted model, not a curated record. Gene Ontology annotation, molecular function: GTP binding. NCBI's taxonomy places the organism in Eukaryota, Metazoa, Mollusca, Bivalvia, Venerida, Veneridae. The transcript has 7 exons. The coding region runs from base 688 to 6429 and encodes 1913 amino acids.
CCUCGGCUGCGAAAAAUAUUUAACGUUCUAAAACAUAUAUAUGUAGAAUAUUAAAUCAUUUAUCGAAACUUCUGUACAAUCUCGUGAAUCUUGCAACCAAAACACACAAAGAUUGAAUGACGAACCGACUCGCCCAGGUAAAAAACAUUUACUAAAUGAAAAUAGGUCUGGAAACCUUGGGCCCAUUUGUCAAUGUCGUCGGGCCUCAUUCCUUGCUGGUAGAUAGUAAAACCAUUUUAAAUGUAGCGCAAUAUAUUUAUACAAAAAGAAUUUACCAGACCGCAUUGUUUACCACUACUAGUUGCCUCAACUUUCGCAAGGAACUGAAACUUCUGUACAUGUCAGAUCAGAGGUAAAAUGCGAAUGACCGUAGACAGGAUUUCAUGAUCAAUCAUAACGGAAGUGACCUGCACCGUCCUGGAAUCGAACCGGGGUCGCCAGAUUCACAGGUCAACGUUCUACCUAUUGAGCUAACCGUACGACAUACAGUAAUGAUAAUCAAUAAUUUACCUUUAUACUCAGUACUCAUAACAGAAUCGUUUUGCUCAUAACGGAACUCAUAUUUUCAUUUAAAAACCUAGCAUAUUUAUGUUUUAUAAUGCAAUAGCUGCGAAAAACGAUAUCGCAAUAUCCUGAAUAUGUGAAUUUACAUGCUAUACAUUUUAACAUCUCGUUUCCCCUUUCAGUAUGGGUAUCGAUAUCGAAACGUACCGUGGUAGAAUAGGAACUUUCAGAUUUUCAUCGGGAGUCGAUGUUGUGACGAUUGUUUGUCCUGUGAACUUAAGUGGCGGGAUUAAAGUUAUCGGUACUGUACUUUUCAUAGGACUACUUUUGUUGCUUUCCGGCAUAGAACCUAACCCUGGGCCGAAGGAGAACGACGAUGAACAAGCAAGGAGGACGAUAAAGGUUGCAGGAAUUCCUGCUGGAAUAGAUAAACAAUACCUUACUCUCUUUUUCAAAAGUUCAAGAAAAUGUGGUGGAGGAAAAAUCAGCAACAUUCAGUUUGACGAAGAAAAUCAUUCGGCUGUUAUACAGUUUGAAAAUGUUGAUACUGUUCAGUCAGUGUUACAAAGAAGGCCUAUUAAAAUAGCAGGAGCGGUGCUAGAUAUAGAUAGCUUUGGAUCAGAACCGAGUUUCAACUUUUCGAUAUGCUCUUCCCCGACAAUAGAGGUUACUGGCUUCCAGACGGGUGAUUCGCAAAUGACAGAAUUUCUCGAAUUAUACUUUGAAGAUGAGGAAAGUUCAGGCGGUGACACUAUAGCUAAUAUAACAGUAGAUGACGAUGGAAAAGCCCUAGUUACAUUUGAAUCGAUCGAAGUUGCUCAACGGGUGGUUAAUAAAAGCACACACACAUUAAAGCAAAACACGUUGAAAGUGGUUCCACAUAGACAAGACAUCCCACCAGAACAUGACAUUGAUACAUAUUCCUCCACUCCUUCAAUGGAAAUUACAUCAGCCCAAGCAUCAAUCCCCGAAACUAUCCACAAACGAACGGAAAGGAAGGUAGACAUGGAUGAUAUACUUGUUGAGGUGCCGGAGCGGUGCAAACUGUCGAACAUUGUUGAAAAACGGUUUCCUACUGACAAUGAAAUAAAAGACAAAGCGAAAGCCAACAGUGAUAAGAUUUUACAUCUUACUGGUCUGACAGACAAAUUCCCAGAAAAAAUUACAAUUGCGGAAAUUAUGUCCAUAGAUCUUAAAGCUGAUGUUAAACAUAAUUAUGCAAACGAAGAAUUGCCAUGGAUUCUACUGCGUCGUAUUUUAGGAGUUCAGAGUAAAGCAAGAGAUCGUUCUGGCAUAAUCAAUGAUCAUACAGAAAGAGCAGAACAGACGCAUGCACGAGAUGUUGAAACUAUUGUUCAAUUCUUUGAUCAUUUCACCGUGGACGACACAAACGACGAAGGUGAUGGAACUUCUCCUUUAGAUAUAUUUCUAAUAACACUACAAUGCUGCGACCCCAUGCUGAAGCAAUUAUUGUUUCAAAAGUUGUAUUUGUGUAAAAUAGCUUUUCCUUUUAUACAAUAUGACAAAUCGUUAAAUGAUUGGGAAUUUAUAAUAUGGCCCUUACGUUCUUUAGUUGUAGAAAGUUACAAUAUAUCACAGACACCUGAAACAGAAACAAGGGAAUUUGAGAUUCUAGAGCUCCCUGUAAAAACAGUAACUUUUGCAAAUUUUGGUAGACCAGAUUAUUCAAAGUCUAAAUUAAUGAAUGAUUUACUUUCGGACGAUAUUCAAGAUACAUUUUUCAAUAUCAAUUGCCCCCUUGGUAUGUCACCAAAAUCUUGCAGUAAAGGAACAGUAGAAAUGUUUACUCUACCUAUUUGUGGUUUAAAAGAAAAAAAGUUUGAAGAUGCAAUUGCAUUUUUUAAUUUGAGAGGGAGGAUUGAAGAAAAUUUUACGACAGAGGUCAUUACAUUUGUUUCAAAAAUAUCUGAUAUUCUGGUUCUUUUACUGGAUGAGUCGUCCAUUAUUAAACGCGAUGAAGAACUUUGUAAAAUGAUAACCAAUUUCACAACCGUAAUCAUUGUCAUAGCUAGCAAGACAAAAAAAUCUACUGUCGAACAGUUUAUUGAAAAGCUGACACCUACAACAAGACCUACUGUAAGAAUUAUCAGUACAUAUAAAGCACGUACUCAAAAGAAUUCUAAAGAUUUUUCAGAACAACUUCGACAACUUAUAGCUACUCGACUCAAGAUCUCCGCAGUGAAAUCUCUAGAUGAUCGUGUAAAUGAAUGUUCAUCUCAUUUAAGUGACGAGACCAGAACCGAUUGUGCAAAAGCCAAGGUAAUAGCCACCCAAGUAUUUCAAUCUAUGACUGAUAUUGGAAGCAAAGGUCAGAUGAAAAGAUUCAUAACACCGGUACACUUCAUUUACUCAAAACAAAUUGGUACCAGUAUAAGAAGUUUACAUAGAAUGAAAAACGUACAAGAAACUCACACUAUAACAGCAAAAAUCAAGCAAAUAAGGAAAAUUCAGCUUCAAAGUAUUUCGAGAUCAAUGAAGUUAUUUCUUCAGUCACUUGACAAUGUCAAAGAUAAACCAAUGAUGGUGCAAUAUUUAGUAAAAUGGCUUUCUAUAUUGUUAGAUCGACAGAAAAGGAAACAGAUACCUUCUUUAGUGCGUCAGAAUCAAUUACAUAGACAAGAAUUGGUUGCAUUGCAAAGCAACACAUCUUCUAAAGACCAAGAUAUAAACACACUUAAAGAAGAGAUCGCCAAAUCACAAGAAUCAAUAGAAGACGCAAACUUAGGAAUAGAACAUAUGUUUAGAGAGUUAGGACACAUAUAUGAGUCUGUGAUUGUCAUGAAAGCAGAUCCCACAAUGUACCAGCUUCCAUCAGUCCAAAAUGUAAUACAUAUUAUGACAUCAUUAAUAGUGUCAGGACAAAUCUUCGAGAUCAUUGACGGUGACAAUUUUUUUCUUCCGAGUGAAUGGGUUCAAGCGGUUUUAGAGCAAGUGUCGAAAAAUAUUCACUCAAAAAAGUGUUUAACACUGUCUGUUCUUGGGGUUCAAAGUUCUGGUAAGUCAACAUUACUGAAUUCCCUGUUUGGAUCUUUGUUUCCGGUGAAAUCUGGGCGAUGCACUAGAGGUAUACAUAUGCAAAUCAUGCCUAUUACACCAAACAACAGUCUUCCUUUCAGUUAUGUGACAGUUAUAGAUUCAGAAGGUUUACGAUCUACGGAACGUACUUCUACGACACAUAACCACGACAACGAGUUAUCAACGGUGAUAGCGGGGUUAGGUGAUAUAACACUGCUUAAUGUCAUGGGUGAAAAUACCAAUGAAAUUCGGGACAUUGUACAAGUAGUUGUACACGCAUUUCUUAAAUUGAAACUUGCAAAUAAGCAACUUGAUAUCGGGAAAAUAUUUUUCUUGGUACACCAAAACGUAAUUGAUACAACUGCUCGAGAAAAUUUGAGGACAGGUUUAAAUGCAUUGAUAGAGACUCUGGACUGUGCAGCAAAGAAUGCAGGAGAAAUAGAAGGUAUACGCGAAAUAAAAGCAUUUCAUCAAGUCAUAGAUUUUGACACGAAUGCAAAUGUGUGGUAUCUACCGAGUUAUUGGCAAGGCAACCCUCCUAUGGCGAGAGUCAAUGCUACUUACAGUGAUCGCGUUUUCGACAAAAAAGGCACUCUUUUACAGAAAGCUUUAGAAUGCAAGGAUAAGUCCUACAAAUCUCUCGGUGAUGCUGCUAUUCAUAUCAGAGAUUUAUGGAAAGGUGUUUUAACGGAGGAUUUUGUAUUUAGCUUUAGAAAUAGUCUUGAAAUAAAAGUCUAUAUUCAUAUGGAAGAAACAUUAAAAGAUAUUUUGAUCAAAUUUGAAGAUAAAAUUGAAAACAAACACGUUAUAUUGUCUCAAAAAUAUUUUUCUGAAUGCUCAAAUCAACAACACUUGCCGGAUACCUCCGACAGGCUUGUUAAACAGAUGCGUACGAUUCUGGCUGAAAAUCUUUCUCUUGCAGUAGAAGAAGUAAAUGAAUACUUUGAUAACAGUGAAUAUAAAGAUAUACUAGUACAGUGGCAGGAUUUUGCAAAAAAGCGUACUGAGGCUUUAUAUUUAGAAUUAGAGGAUAGAAUAAGGACUGAAACGCUUAGAUUGCGAGAUAGAACGCGUAUUGAAUUAAAAAUCAAAGAAGACAGUUUAGGACACGAAGCUAAAAUGUAUGAACGAUCUCUACAGGUAGCAAAAUACAUCAAAGGCGAAUGUCUAAAUAUGGAGGAAAUAGAGAAUAAAUUUGAACAAACUUGGCACUCAAUUAGCAGGGAGAUUCUAGAUUUUGGUGAGCUAGAAGAUGUUUCAAAGUCACUUGCAGACAAUUUUGAACGAUGCCUUUUCGAUAUUCUUAGUACAGAGCAACUUAUAUUGAAGACGGAGUUUGAAAAGCGGAGGAACAAUAGCUUUUAUAUCAUCAAUACCUUGACGGGAUCGUUCGACCUCAGCGGCAUAGUGUUGGAUGAUAUCAGCUUUUCAUCAGAAUCUUUCAGACAAGACAACGAGAUAAAAAUGUCACGUGUGAAAGAUGAAAUAAAUAAAACAUUAUGUGAGAUAGAAACAUUAGUGGGUACAUUUUUAGGAGACAUGAAUGAACUAACAUAUCGAGAAGUGAAACAUAUAUUGUACAAGAUAUACAAGAAAAUUCAGCUGUUACAAAACCAAGAAAAUGACAUUUCAUUGAAAAUAACAGGAGUUAUCAAAUUAUGUAUUCACGUGACUGCUUUUUGUUCCACACGUUUUGAUGCACAUAACGCUGAGUAUCACAAAAGUAGGGGUAUACAUGCCAGAAUUUCAAACUACAAAGUUCAAGUAAGAGAACAGUUUAUUGCAUAUGUUAAAGACCGUAAAGCUGAGGAAACUGCUGCUAAACAAAUCACGGUUAUUGUAGAAAAUAUUUUGUUGGACAAAAUACAAGACAGGAUUCAAUAUACUGUUAAAGUUAUAUUAAAACAAACUUUGCCCCAAUUGAAAUAUCAUUUGAUUAUUGAAGUUCUUGAAGAUUUGACAGUUGCUGAUGAUUUUGACUCUUUUAUAAAAUACAUAAAAACUCCUAGAAAUCUUGUGAAAGAUUGGGUGAAGAAAAAAGCGAAAACUUUCCUAUUUAAUUCCAACAUGACGAAUUUCUCUAAAAUAGUUAACAAAGUCGUCAAUGAAUUCUAUAAUGACAUCCAAGUAAGUAUUGAUAAAUGCUAUGAGACAUUUCGUCACGAGAGCCCAACUUCAGAAGAAUGGACCAAAUCAUUCGUGCAGAAUUUUUCUAUGUGUCCAAUUGGAACAUCAGAGUUCAAAAAUGUAACAAAAUGGUUUAGUCAGAUAGAAAAUAUAAAAAACUUUAGCAGUUUGCUUACUGAUAGCAUCAAAGCUUCCUCUGAAGAAAUUGUAAAACAAUUGAUAACGAAAGAACAAGUCGAGAGAAUUAUUAAAUUCAAAGGUCCAGAGAGCAUGGUAAAAGCCUUAUUUCAACAAGUGUGGGGCUGCCCAGAGCAAUGUCCAUUUUGCGGGGAGCCAUGUGCGAAAGCUUUCAUACAUGGAGGAACGAACCAUUUUAGUUUGCAACACAGAAUAUCGUCUUGUUUAGGUGCAAGAGAGGACUUUAUACAUAAAGCUGUACUGUCAUCUUGCAAUUUUAAUGUCCAAUCAGAUCUAGAGCACCAUUGUGAUUUGUUUGGCUUCCGAUGCAACAAAGAAGCAAAGAAACGAUGUGGAAAACAAUGGCAUUUAUUUAGAAAUUAUAGGGAGCAUAUACCAGACUGGGAUAUCGAGCCAAAUGCAAAUAUACAAGAAUGCUCAAAAUUUUGGCUAUGGUUUGUUGCAAAAUAUAAAUACCAGUUAGCAAUUUACUAUAAAUAUGAUAUAUCUGACAUACCUGACUCCUGGGAUGAAAUCACACAAGCAGAGGCUUUGGAAAACCUCAGAAGAAUUUACUCAUUGUAAAUAUCAUUUGUUAAAAUUGUUAGAAAACGAGUGCAUUUAUAAAGGAUUAUCGAACCAAAUAUAUUAAAGUAGGGGCCUCAUUAUGUAUGUGCAUGAACGAAGGAACGUGCAAACAACUGCUUAAAAUUUGGCCGCACAUUGAAUGCAUUACGUUAUAUAGAGUCAUAAAUUUGCUUCAUAGAGAAGAAUCUUACGUUAGAUCAAAUGCAACCGCUGUUAUUAUUAUUACAACUUGAAAUUUAACUCAAGUGUUUAGUUUUCAUACUUGGAUAAGACAAUUAAAACAGUUUAUAAUUUUGUGAAGGUUUUUGUUUUGAAAGAAAUGUUUGCUAUAUAUCAAAGUAAAGUUUGGUCUACCAAAACACGUUUAAAUUUGAUUAAUUUUAUUUGUACAAACAGAAAUUAAAUAGUACAUUGAAGAUUUCUUAAUUAUCUGAGGUUUGCGUUAAAGUAAGUAUGUUAUUGAUGUGCUGUAUAAUUAAACUUCAACGUUUAAAAUGAAUAAAAAUAUUAUAAACGUGGACCGAUAGCUAAUUAAAAUCAUAAGUUUGCAUGGGUUUGUUGACAUAAACUUUUACUUAUUUAUCUAUCAUUCAGAUUCUAGGCUUAUAUCUAAUAAGACAUUUUGUCACUGUGAUUAAAUACCGACACCUUAAUCUCUUCUACUCUUGAUACAUACUGAUCAUAUGGAACUCAAAGUAUUUUCCUAAAAUUGUGUACAACCUUUUUUUAAAUUAUAUUUCUGACAUUUGUUAAAUAGAUGUCCAAGGAAAAAACAUAGUUACAAACUUACAAAUCUGCAAUUUUUCAUAACACAACAUGAUAAUAUGAGAUUUAAAUCAAAUCAUCCUGUAGUUUAUACGAAACAAAGUUCGAUAUCUAAUUACAUCAGUUGUAGCUAAGUGCACACAUUCUAUUGCAACUCCGUAUAUUGACAUUUAUGUGAUUAUGUAAACGUGAGAUUCUUUUUCCAUUUUAUCUGUGAUAAAUGAUAGUUAUUCAUCUAAAUAAUCAGACAAACAUUUGUAUCGCACAUGCAACAGAAUACGUAUAAUUAUGUACGAGGUUUGUUUCAAAUCAAUACUUAAUUUUACUUUCAUUACAGAAAAUCAUGAAAUUACAUAUAAAUACAUUAUAUUAUUAAACCUUCUAACGGCUCUGCGUUAUUAGAGUGAAUUAAACUCAAAUCUGUGUCCAGUUUUCUGUCGCUAUAGUAACCAAAGUCAACAACACUGCUUUAGGUAGGUUUUAAUGAGAUUGUAUCUUUGUGAUUCAUAUAUAAUUUGAGCUAUAAAAAGUGGCGUCAAAAUAGCGCACGAGUAUAACCGAUGUAUGAUAUUUGAAGUUUUGAUAUGUAUUUUGUAAUUAUUUGACUUUUAUUUUGAUACACUUUAACUAUAAUUUUGAUAUGAUUAGUAUUACGUUUUAAGCUACACGCCUCCAGAUGAGCAAAAAUAUUAAAUUCAAACCUGAGAAAAAUGUACGUAGACUUUAGGCAAAGUAUAAAGAUUCAAAAUUCUAGUAAUAAUUUACAUGUCGAGCGCGAUUAGUGAGCGAUCUUUCAGUAUUUGUAAUUAUAUUUCUACUGCGUUACUAACGCAGUGAGGGCUAUUUCUGCAUAUUUGACCUCUUUAUUACAUGGGUUGUUAGUGCCAUUGAUAAUGUCUAAAUUGCAGUUUUUUGGUAACUUCAUAAUAUUAUACUGUUUUAUACAUUUUCAAAUUUUUAUGAAAAUUUGCAUGGAGGCAUCUGGAGGCGUGCUGCUUUAAAUGUCAUUUGCAUUUCAAUUUGAUAUCAUUUUAUAUUGAUUUUAAUAUCGUUUACUUAACUGAUAUAUUUUAACACCAUUUUCACUUUUUUUACAAUGUUAUUAUCAUAUUUUUACUCAAGACCUGCAUGAUUAAAUUGUGUUUAGUCUAUUAUUUAAGGUGACUUGUAGACCCAUAGGGCCAUGUUUUAAGUUAUUUUAUUUUGUACAAAAUAUGUUCAUUCAAAGUAUGUUGUAACAUAUGUCAUUGUAAUAAACAAUUUAUCUUCCUACAUUAAACACACACUGUGCCUCAGGAAUGAAUAAAUGUGUUCUUCUCUAGAAGAAGCAGCCAUAAGUUUCAUAAUCACAAUUAAAUAAUUGUUUUAGAGUAUGUUUGAUGCUUAUUACAAUAUAUUUUAUAUUUUAUAAUUUGUACUGCUCUACUGUAAGAAACAUAAACAAAUGGAUUUUAAAUCUCUUCUGAAAUUAACAAACACAAAUGAAUAUUUUGUAAUCUGUAUUGUUAUAAACAAACAUAAAUGGAUAUUUUGUAACCUGUACUGUUAUAGACAAACACACAUGGAUAUUUUGUAACCUGUACUGUUAUAAACAAACACACAUGGAUAUUUUGUGAUCUGUACUGUUAUAAACAAACAUAAAUGGAUAUUUUGUAAUCUGUACCGUUAUGAACAAACACACAUGGAUAUUUUGUAAUCUGUACUGUUAUAAACAAACAUACAUGGAUAUUUUGUAACCUGUACUGUUAUAGACAAACACACAUGGAUAUUUUGUAAUAUGUACUGUUAUAAACAAACACAAAUGGAUAUUUUGUAAUAUGUACUGUUAUAGACAAACACAUAUGGAUAUUUUGUAAUUUGUACUGUUAUAAACAAACACAAAUGGAUAUUUUGUAAUCUGUACUGUUAUAGACAAACACACAUGGAUAUUUUGUAAUAUGUACUGUUAUAAACAAACACAAAUGGAUAUUUUGUAAUCUGUACUGUUAUAAACAAACACAAAUGGAUAUUUUGUAAUCUGUACUGUUAUAAACAAACAUAAAUGGAUAUUUUGUAAUCUGUACUGUUAUAACCAAACACAAAUGGGUAUUUUGUAAUCUGUACUGUUAUAAACAAACACAAAUGGAUAUUUUGUAACCUGUAGUGUUAGAAACAAACACACAUGGAUAUUUUGUUAUAUGUACUGUUAUAGACAAACACAAAUGGAUAUUUUGUGAUCUGUACUGUUAUAAACAAACACAAAUGGAUAUUUUGUAAUCUUUACUGUUAUUAAAAAACACACAUGGAUAUUUUAUCAUAUGUACAGUAAUAAACAGACAGUAAUGGAUAUUUUAUAAUCUGUACAGUAAUAAAUUGACAGAAAUGGAUAUUAUAUAAUAUGUAAAGUUAUAAACACUCAAAUGGAUAUUUUAUAAUAUGUUCUGUAAGUCUUUACAGCUCUUGUCAAAAUUUCCUUAUUCAUGUUACCUUUAUUAUAAAAUUAUGAGAUAUCCACAUUCUGUUUAGUGAAAUACCUCUUUCAGUUACAAAAAGGUCUGAAAAAUGAAAUUGGUAUUAUUUAUGAUAUUUUAUUUAAAAUAUGUGUUGUAUUAUAUACGUUAGAAAUAUACUUAAA